Coregonus clupeaformis (lake whitefish) is the source of this 5989-nucleotide messenger RNA. RefSeq names its product family with sequence similarity 83 member Ha (gene sack1ha). The transcript is spliced from 6 exons. Lineage: Eukaryota; Metazoa; Chordata; Actinopteri; Salmoniformes; Salmonidae. Gene Ontology annotation, biological process: positive regulation of cell migration; intermediate filament cytoskeleton organization; protein localization to cytoskeleton. The coding region runs from base 314 to 5347 and encodes 1677 amino acids. Gene Ontology annotation, cellular component: keratin filament. The record is from RefSeq and is a predicted model, not a curated record. Gene Ontology annotation, molecular function: keratin filament binding.
AUGGCUGUCAGUCCUAACUUGAAUGUGCACUUUCGUUCUAUGGAUUCUAUUUCUAUGGAUUCUAUUUCUCUUCGAGCUGUCAGUGAGUAGCUAAAGGCCUUUCUCAAAUUUCUAAAUAUAAUCGCGGGAAAUACAUUUGGAAAGCAAAUGCCUACUGCUGAAAAGAGAAGAUUAAUUUGUCAGUAGAAGCUACCAUUUGUUUUCUCAACAACGAACGGCCUAUCUUGAGACCAUCACCAGUACGGUGAGAGGCCUAGGCUACGCAUACUCAUGCCAUCUAUCUUCAUCAUUGGGUUCUCUCUCAGGAAUCAGUAUGGCACACCGCUCUCAGUGUUCCUCAGCCGGGGAUAACCCCCUGGACUCCAACUACCUGCCUCCCCACUACCGCGAGGAGUACCGGCUGGCCAUUGACGCACUUGUGGAGGAUGACCUGGAGGGCUAUUAUGAAUUCCUCCAGAGUGCGGAUGUGGUGGACUUCCUUUCCAGACAGGAAAUUGAGCACAUUAAGUGCACAGUGCAAGUUCCGUACCAGAGCAUUCAGCCUGAGCUCCCGUAUGUGGAGUCUGGGGGAGACGGCUCUUCAGACACAUACUGGCCUGUCCACUCUGACUUGGAUGCACCCGGUCUUGACCUUGGCUGGCCCCAACAGCAUCGCUUCAUAGGCCCCACCGAUGUCACCACACUGGUUAACCCCUCUGAGCCAGAUAUGCCAAGUAUCAAGGCGCAUGCUCGUCGACUUAUCAAGAAUGCUCAACAAGUGAUCGCUGUGGUAAUGGACACCUUUACAGAUGUGGACAUCUUUGCUGAUAUUCUGGACGCUGCCAUGCGAAAUGUUGCUGUGUAUAUCAUUCUAGAUGAACAGAAUGCACACCAUUUCACUACCAUGGCUUCCAACUGCCGGGUCAAUCUGGACAGCAUUCAAUUAAUGCGUGUCAGAACUGUGUCAGGCAUCACCUAUCACUGUCGCUCUGGGAAGUCCUUCAAGGGUCAGAUGAUGGAUCGCUUCUUGCUGACAGACUGCAGGGCAGUCCUGAGUGGAAACUAUAGCUUCAUGUGGUCUUUUGAGAAGCUUCACCGUUGCAUGGCUCACCUCUUCCAAGGACAGCUUGUGACUACUUUUGAUGAGGAGUUCCGGAUCCUGUUUGCACAGUCCCAACCUUUGGUACCCGAAAAUGUCCUUGUUCUAAUGCCACACUACAGCAGUUUAUCUGACAGCCAAUACAGCACUGAUCGGACACCAUUGUUCAGCGAUCCAAGAAAGUUCCUCCCCAUAGAGAGCUCUCGUGCUGAAGAAUGGGCUAGACAUUCCUCUGAUGGCCACAUGGAUAUGGUUAAAAAAAUGAUGCCCCUUGGAAGGUGUGAGCCCAUCCACAGGUCACUAGAUCAGGGUCAACUAGAUAUGUACAGCAACGAGUACUCCUCCCAGCAAUUAAAAAUGGAGCAGCAGUCGUUUAUGGCACAAGGUCACCCCGUCAUGCAGUCGAACACAAUGGAGUUUGCUGGCUCUAAAAGGCACAGUUAUGCAGAAGGCACUUAUGCCAGACAUUCCUCCUCUCAAUUCAUGCAGCACCAAGCCAUGCACAGCUUUGAGGGGGGUAUGGCAACCCAGAACAGGAAUAUACAUAGGGAACAGCAUCACUAUCAGAGAACAGGGCUAGAGCCAGGUUAUAGCGGCUACGAUCAAUUCAGGGACCAAGGUUACCCUCUGAUGGAUCAGUAUUCUGAGUCUGGGUACCCACAUGGAAUAGAGAUAGAGCCACCAGACAACUAUGACCCUGUACUGAAUUAUUUGUCAUCAUCAAACCUUGCGGUGGAGCUAGGACAUGGCUCAAACAAAUUAUCAAGACCAGGAGAGGGUCCCUUUAGUCAAUCAAACCCCAAAAGACUGAGCGCGAGCCAGCCUCAUGCCUGUCAGACCUCCCCAACACAACAAAACCCAUUUGAACAGAAACAAUUUUUUGUCGGGUCUGGUUCGGACCAUAAAACACGGGAUCCCAAUGCAAAGCAGGGGAUGCGAGAUUGGAGGAUCAGCUCAUACCUCAGUGCAUAUGAUGAUGCAGGAGAGGAAGACAUUCCACAGUCUAUGGGAAAUGACCCCUUUCAAGAGCCCCUUAAUCCAUCACAAGGCAAAUUAUUUGCUCCACUGGUAUCAGAUCCCAGGUUUAGUGCCAAAGAGUUACCCAAGAUUCCAGGGCUCAGGUUAAACAAGCCCACCCACCCAGAACACUCAAGAACACCAGAUAUUCUUGAUAGCUUGGCAACAGAUGCCAGAACAACACUAAAACCACCUUCGGAGUCGUCAUCAACCACUGAAGGUGACAAAUCAGAAGAGAUGGAUGUAAAAGAGCCCAAAAGAGAAGAGUCAUUCCGUAGGAGGUUCAAUCCUGUUAUCCAAAGGACCUCUAGACUAAGAUCCUCACUAAUCUUCAGCUCACAACUAGAACAGCAUAUCUCACAGGAACAUAAACUUACCUCUGGCCAACACUGUGAGGAAACUGCCAAUGAGGAAGAUGACCAAUCUAGAUUAUCCUUGACCACUCAGAUUUUGGGAAAAAGAAGAUCCAUUACAAGAGAACCUUUUGAAUGGAGACUGAAGUCAGUGACAGUUGAUAAUUCAACCAUAGAGUCUUUGAAAUCUGAGGAUAUCUCUACUGAUACAGGUGAUAAGGAAUUGCCAAAGAAUCCUCCUGUGGGCACCGACAUGGUUUCUUCAAUGGAACAACCUAAUCCUGCCCAUAAAGAACAAACCAAAAUGGUACAAUCUGCACAUCCAUCCAAACCUGCUCAAGUUGAGCAACCCAAAACCAUACAAUCAGCACACCAGGCAUCUUCAUUGAGCAAUACAGCCUAUAUAGAUAUGAAUGAUCCAGACAGAAGGUUACAUUUUUUUAAAGAGUUGGCUGCCAAACGAAAAGCUGCAAAGGCUGCAGAGUCUGAGAGCAGCGCUGAAAAAGCUCCUGUAAAACCAGUGACUCCAUUUGACUUGAAAAUUAAGGACCCAGUUACAAGGGUAGAACCUAACCUUCCAAUGGCCCCACUAAAUCCAGCAGAUACUUCAACCAAAAAGCCAGCUCCAUCAACAGAGACCCCACUUAAUCCAGCAGAUACUUCAACCAAAAAACCAGCAACAUCGACAGAAGCCCCACUUAAUCCAGCAGAUAUAUCCACUAAAAAGCCAGCUACAUCAACAGAGGCCUCAUCAGAAAAAAUUGAGACUUCACCAGUCUCACAGGAGAGCAAAACAUCCAUGGCAACAUGUGGCUCAUUACAUCUUGAUGUCAAAAACCAGGCUUCUAAAAAUAACGAACAGGAAGACCUUCAUCUUCCCAAAACUGACUCCAAAACAUUCCUCAGGGAUAAAUUAUCUUGUGUCGAUGGACUACUUAGAGUCUCUACUGAUACUGAGAAGAUUGAGCUGAAGAACAGUCAGAACCAAAGUGUGUCUAAGGUUAACCCUAGAGAUGCAAGUGCAUUUCCUAAGAGCACCUCAAAAGAGCGUACCUUUAACAUCGCCCCAAAGGAUUUCAAACUAUCUCCAAAGAAACCAAAGUCAUUCAAUCCUGCUUCAAAUGAGCUAAACCCAUCUCUUCCACUCACGCUAAUAGAAGCUAGCUCAUCUUCAUAUCCGAAACCAAAGAGUUCGAGCUCAACUAGUCCCACUUCAUCAAAAAAUGCAGGAAAGGAGUCGAGCUCAGCUCUUACCCCCACCCUUAAGGAGGCCAGUUCAUCUAACCCCACGUCAAAGCAGCCAUUACCAUCCUCUAAACCUAUCACAGUAGAGUCCAACGUACCUCUGAGCCCCACCCAAUCUGAAUCAAGGUUCUCUCCUCAUCCUGUUCCAUCAGAAUCCAGCACCUCCCCUUUUACCAUCCCAUUGCAAUCCAGUCCCCCCCCUAUUCCUCAUCCAGUUGAGCCAGUUGUGUCUCCCAAACCUGACAAAACAGAUUCCAAGGAAUCUCUCAGCCCUACUCCAAUACAAUCUUGCUCAUCCUCAAUCCCUGUAACAGAAUUUAGCCCUCCGCCAAACCCUACCCAAACAGAAUCUAGUUUCUUACCCAAGUCCACCUUAGUUGGGUCCACUUCAUCAACACCAAUGGAAUCUAACACCUCUCCCAAGCCCUCCACAAAGGAGUCAUUGUCUACAAUUGCCACAACUGAGUUGAGGUCACCCUCUCCUAAGACCAACCCAAUAAAAUCCUAUUCCUCCCCUAGUCCUGGCCAACAUGAGUCGGUUUUGUCACCCAAACGUUCCAAAACAGCAUGCAACUCCUCUCCAAAGCCCACUACAACGUCCAACAACUCUUCCAACUCUUCACCUCCAUCUUCAAAGCAUUCCAUGGAAGAAACUAACAAAUCUCCCAUCCUCACACCAACAAAAUCUAACUCUCCUCCUGAGCCUACUCCAACAGAAUCUAGUGCUUCUUCCAAUCCAACACCAAGAGAACUCAACUCUCUUCCUAGCACCACCCCAACGGAACCAAGUGCAUCUACUGGCCCUACCCCAACAGAAUCAAGUGCAUCUUCUAACCCAACUCCAACAAAAUCACACUCCACCCCUACAUGUGGGUCAGGUGGAUCAGUUGUGUGUCCCAAGCCUGGCCAAACAAAAUCCAUCACUUCUCCAAACCUCACCCAAAAAGAAUCUUGUUCCUCUCCUAAUUAUACCCUAACUGAGCCUACCUCACCAUUCAACCCUGUCCUUGUGGAAUCUGUACAAUCAAGCAACUCAAACCCAACUGAAUCCACUGCCUCUCAUGACACCGUCCCAGCUCCACCCGUCGUUGUGGUUAACAGUAAGGAGGGCAAACCAAGUAACCUUAACAAGGAGCAAAAAGCGGGAAGUUCUGCAGCUUCUAAAGGUGAGAAGAAAGCAGGUAAUCCUGAGACUACGAGCAAAACUGCUCCUGGAGAAUCUGCCUCCCAUGGGCCGCUGAGUCCUGAUGAGACCAGAGAGAAUAACAGCACUAUGAAACCAGAGAGCACAAUAGAUCAAGGCAAUCCCAUAUCACCCCCAGCGAAGCAAGCUAAAGUAAGCCAGUCCCACUACCAUUCAUAUACUGCCAAUGUACUCUCUAGCAGCAACCUAAGAGAUGACACAAAGCUCCUAUUAGAGCAGAUUUCUGCUAACAGCCAGAGCAGGACAGAACUCACUAAAGAAUCUGCUGUCACUGAUGAUGCCAAACAGGAUGAGGCUGACCGGGGUGUUAGUGGUAAGGAGGAAGCAUCAGCCCAACGACAGAUCGGAGGCCCGACUAGAACUUCUCAGGAGAGGGAGAAGCUUCUUCAGAGAAUCGAGAGCAUGCGGAAGGAGAGGAAAGUCUACAGCCGCUUUGAGAUGGCGCCUUAACCCGGGAUCGGAAGGAUGAGUGAGUACGGAGAAAGACCUUUGCACAUUUUCCUCUAGAACUUGUCCUUUAACUAUGUCCAUUCCCCAAAAGUCUAAAACAACAGGUUGGAGAGGGACCGCUAGCUAACCAACAGAGAUAUUAUUCUCAGGUUUCUAUAUUAGAGGGUUUCUCCGAAUGGACUGUCUGCAUGUAAAGGAUAAAGGUUUUUGGGAACAUGAACAAAAACUUGACUAAGUUUACCAACAUGGAUUACUGUAUAAAUAAGCAGAUACUCUACAGUGUGGGCAAUGGACCACUGCUAUCUACAAGGUGGAACUGAAAAAUCCAAUCUCAUCAGCUAAAUGCACAACUAAAUGUGCAAUAUAUUUGAAAAUGAUUUAUAGACUCGCUGGACACAGGUAUUGUUGACUGCAAUUGUUGAAUGUAAUAUCUGUCACUCUGGGUUGUUUAAUUAUUAUCUGUUUGAGGAUCUGUUUUAUAUACUAACAGCCAUUUACAAAAACUUUAAAUUAGAAUCGCCAUUAUUCACCAUAGAAAAUGGAUUAAUCAUAAACAGUGCAUGUAUGCAGUUGAAGUCAGAAGUUUACAUACACCUUAGCCAAAUACAUUUAAACUCUGUUUUUCACAAUUCCUGACAUUUA